Molecule: messenger RNA, 460 nt
Organism: Pollicipes pollicipes
Lineage: Eukaryota; Metazoa; Arthropoda; Thecostraca; Pollicipedomorpha; Pollicipedidae
Product: larval cuticle protein 65Ag1
Exons: 3
Coding region: 1-426 (141 amino acids)
Cellular component (GO): chitin-based extracellular matrix
Molecular function (GO): structural constituent of chitin-based larval cuticle
Source: RefSeq, a predicted model, not a curated record
AUGCAGCUGUUCGUCUUCGCCACACUGGUGGUUGCGGCUGUGGCUGCUCCGCAAAACUACAACAAUAAUCAGUUCGUGAGCUCUGGACAGCCUGAGAUCCGCAUUCUCAGCCAGAGGUUCGAUCAGGACCCCAACACUGGAAGCUACGAGUACAGCUACGAGCAGGACAACGGUCAGGCGGUGGCUGAGACAGGUCAGGUGUAUCCUGGACCUGAGCCAGAGACCGGCAGCCUCACCCAGCAGGGCAGCUACCAGUUUGUGGGCGAUGACGGCAACACCUACCAGGUCAGCUACGUCGCCGACGAAGGAGGCUUCCAGCCGCAGGGCGCCCACCUGCCGGUAGCGCCCGCCCAGAUCCCGGAGUACGAGCAGCUGAGGAUUGAACACCCCGAGCUGUUCUGGGCAGAGCAGCAGCAAUACGUCUAGAAGUACCGCGUGUUCAGGCCCUCUGAUAGUAACA